GCACGAGCUAAACUGGCUCCCCAACAUUUAUUGAUUGAGGGCCACAAAAACUCUUCCCGCGGGCCGCCAUUGGCCCCCGGGCCGUACUUUGAGAUCCCCUGCUGUAGAUGUUCCUUCACCUGCUUCCACUUUCACCAUAUCAUCUGCAAACAUCAUGGUCUGUCUGUCAGUCUGUCCAUCUUCACAGCAAAUAAGGAGCUCAGCUGAUCCCACCUCCAUCUAGAAUCCCUCUGUCACCCCCACGGCACAUCUCACCACUGCCUCCAUCGUUCUUCUCUGCAGGCUUCUUCACACAAACCACAGCUGCUAUCCCUGUGUCCUGUCUCAGACUUUCUCUAGAUCCAAAAAGAAACGAUGCAGCUCCUUCUGACUUCCUCAGUUCUUCUCCAGGAGCCUCAUCAAACUCCGCCUCCCCAGAGCAACUGUAAGCAGAGGAGCAGUCCUGGUCUGAACCAGGAGGCGCCAACACCAGAACUCAGAGAGGUUAAAAAGGAAGAGGAGGAGCUCUGCAGCAGUCAGGAGGAUGAGCCGCUGAUCCACCAGCAGGCGGCAAACGCAGCGAUUUGUCGCGAGUCCAAAGACGAGUCUCAAGUCAGCGAGGAGGUGAAUCAUCUGCUCAGGCUACGGAAAGACAUCCAGAUCCCCAAAAUCCAUCUGCACAGAAUAGAUCUUCAACAAUAUUCUGUCCAAAGGGAGGAGGAGGCGGCACACUCUCCGCCCCCCCAGCAGAGCCGCUGCAGAGCGGACCAGAGCCCAUCAGAACCUCUGAGCUUCGCAGAAGGGCUUCUCAGCCUGCAGCUGGUUCUGAAGCAGGAACCUGAGGACAGCGAUGGGUACGAGCCGGAUCCGCACAGAGGUCACAUCCAGUCCGAUUCCCACGGUGAGGCUGCAGGGCAAAAGCCACAGUCAAGAGAACCGGAGGACGCGACGUCAGCUGGAAACUCGAAGCUGAGAAAGGAAAGGCGAGUCGUUGACAGCUGUCCUCCUCCAGAGGGUUCCUGCAGCUCUGAGGAAGACGAGAAGCUCUUGGCGUGUGACCUCUGUGACAAAACCUUCAAGUUUAAGUCCCUGAAGAAGAAACACGACAGAGUCCACAAAGGGGGGAAGAGACAUUUCUGCAAGACGUGCGGCAAAGGCUUCACACAGAGUGGGGACUCGCUGGCCCACAGCCGGACUCACGUCCGCAGGAGGAGGUGCCCCUUCAGGGAACAUCAGCGCUCCCUCCGGAGCGGCAGUGUGUGGGCCCGCAUCAGAAACCAUAACCUGUGGAGGAGGUUCUCCUGCAAGCAGUGUGGGAAGAACUUUGUUCAGAGCGGGACUUUGUUAGUUCACAGGAGGGUCCACACAGGCGAGAAGCCCUUCUCCUAAACCCUCCGGUUCUGGUCUCACUUCAGAACCAGAGCAGUGUGGAAGAAGCUCCAUAUUCUACCAGGAAUUUAAAAAGAAACCACUAACCUUGUAGCUUCAGUCUGAGGUUCACAUCACAUCCUGAGAUUACACUGAAACCUGCGGGAAGACUUGAGUGAGAUGAUGAUGAUGAUGAUGAUGAUGAAACUGUGUGAGGAAGGAUCUGCUUCUUGUAUUUUCAAGUGAAUAGAUUAUGCAGAGAAAAGACAUUCAGUUAUUUUAUUUUUAUUUUAAGCACCACUGUAAAGUGAAAAAGCUUUACCUUGUUUGAUAUGUUUCUUCCUGAUGUUUUUUAUAUUGCAUGUAUUUUAGGACAUACGACAUUGACUUAUUUAUUAAUGUAAAUGUUUGAACUUGUCCUAUUUGUUCACAGGUGCUUAACUAGGCAGGGGCUGAAGGUACAGUAGGAAGACGGCUGUAGGAACAGCUGUGAGCUGUUAGCUUGAUGCUCUGUUGUCCCUGUGAAGUGUUCCAAUAAAGAAAAGCUUCUGCUCGA
Molecule: messenger RNA, 1903 nt
Organism: Oryzias latipes (Japanese medaka)
Lineage: Eukaryota; Metazoa; Chordata; Actinopteri; Beloniformes; Adrianichthyidae
Biological process (GO): regulation of gene expression
Cellular component (GO): nucleus
Source: RefSeq, a predicted model, not a curated record